GAACGAAGGAGCGCGCCGUCGGGGAGCGCGCGCCGGGGUUCCCUCGUGACGUCACGCGGGGUUUCCCUUCGGGGUGACGCGCGCUGGCCACGCCCGGGGGCGGAGCCGCGCCCAGCCGUCCCUCCCCGCCUUAUUGACGUCACUGGCGCCACGUGGCCCACCAUUUCGAAAGGCGGUGCGGCCACGCCCCCUCCCGACGGCGAUUGGUCCGUACGGAGAAAAGUGGGCGCGGAUUGGCGGCGCCGCGCGGGGCGGGGCGGAUCCGAAGAGUGAAUGGACGGGGCGCGGAGCACGGGGCGGCGGCGGGACCUCCGGUCGGCGGCGCGGAGCGGCCCCGGGCGCGGCAGCGGGAGCGCGGCAGAUACGCGGUGGCCGCCCCCAGCGGCCGGGCCAUGGGAACGCCGGCCUCGGUAGCGAGCGAUCCCCCGGGACGAGCGGCGCCCGCCGCCCGCGGCCGCAAGCGGGCCUCGGCCAACAUUUUCCAGGGCGUGGGGCUGCCGGAGCUGCGCAGCCUGUUCCAGAGCGGCGGGGCCGAGAGGCCCGAGGAGCGCGCUCGUCUCGUCUGGCGCUACGCAGGGCAGCGCCGCAUGGCGCGGGCGCUGCGACAGCUCAGGCGGCGGAAAGCGGCACGGCGCGGCGUUGAGACGACGGCUUUACGGCGCUUCGGCCGCCUCCGGAUCACCGAUAAGGAGCCCGAGGGAGAUUGCAGGGACGGGGCGGCCUCGGCACCCCUGCAGCAUCACUGAGUGCGCAGCAGGCCUGCCAUACAGACCGGGCACACCGAGGACACUAAGUGUACAGGACAUGAGUGUACUGGUUAAUAAAAGGUGGACCCGCA
Molecule: messenger RNA, 838 nt
Organism: Tympanuchus pallidicinctus (lesser prairie-chicken)
Lineage: Eukaryota; Metazoa; Chordata; Aves; Galliformes; Phasianidae
Gene: AVPI1
Product: arginine vasopressin induced 1
Exons: 3
Coding region: 393-746 (117 amino acids)
Source: RefSeq, a predicted model, not a curated record